Molecule: messenger RNA, 1983 nt
Organism: Hymenoscyphus albidus
Lineage: Eukaryota; Fungi; Ascomycota; Leotiomycetes; Helotiales; Helotiaceae
Source: the annotation of a GenBank genome assembly
AUGGUGGAAUCUUGGCCUGAUACUGUCAGCCGCCAGAUCAAUGGCGAGGUCGAUGAAGCAUCAGCUAAAAAGGAUUCAAAACAAGGAUGUGAUAUCAAGGUUUCCGAAGAGAUGCUGAGACUCCUUCGGGAGAUCAAUGAAAAAAUGGCUGCAGAAAAGGCUCAGGAUGAUCGUUCAGCUGUCCCCCUCGAGAACUUUACCGACUCGAAGUUUCUGCCUUGGUUUCAAGUUACACAUCGUGGCCAGGACUUCAUCGGUGAGAUGUGUUGUCUCCAUAUGUCCUUGUGUGAUUAUUCAAUCGUCUUCUAGAUGUUGAGCUUCCCGACUCCAGGCCGGGUUCCCCCUUGAAAUAGAGGACUCUCCACAAAUUCCUUCCAGUGAGACUGAUUCCGAAUCUUUAAAACAACUGCAACGUAUGAUAGCUACGUAUACUACGACACUAAAGGGGGCGGAACGAGAAGUUACAGAUCCACAUUUCAAUACCGAGAUGAUCUUCAACCUGUAGUGGAUUUGAUUCGAGAAGCAAUUGGUAACUUUUGGGUCGUCCCUGACGAUGGUCGUCUUCGUCUCAGACUACAAGCAAAAUCGCUUGGUCCUCUCGGCAGAGAUACAGCUGUCUCUGCUAUAAAAGCAGUAGCCUUGCUCAACACGAAAUUUCACGAGGUAGCCGGCCGAGGACUUCGCAUUUAUGAUUUUGACCCCUGGAACUCGAAAUACGUGGAGUACAAUUUUGGUAAAGGGGACACAAUGUUGAUAGAUAAUCUCCCACAGUUUUCAUCCAUACUGAGAGGGCAAGUAGGGUGGGAAUCUUCGUUUCGCGAUGUGCUUUCAAAGUAAGUCAACUUAGUGCUUCUGCUUAGUACCUAUGCGCAGAUUUACUAAUAUAUAAUCUUUUGAUUGUCCCAAGACGGAGAAAAUUGUGCUUCUGUCCUGUGGGAUUCCCAAUCGAAAAAUCAAUAAACGAUUCCCGCAAAGACGAGGAUUAUGUAGCUCCAUGGGAUCGUUUAAUGUACGUAUAAAAUAGGGCCUACAUAUGUCAGGGGCCUGGCGAAAUUACCAAAAGAGCUGUUAUGGGAUGAAGAAAGAGGGGAGCAUUGCCCAUAUUUUACUAGCCCAUCUGUGACUGGCCCAGAAUCCUACGGACGCCUGCAAAAUAUAGAAAACAGUACCUUCCAAAAUUUAGUGACGAAACACUUGUAUGGCGGCAAGUUCUCGGAAUAUUAUCGAGGCGAACCCGAUCCCCUUUCUUACGAUUUUCAUAUCACGUUUUUCGAGACUCUGGUUGCCGGAGACGAGAGCGAUUCAUCGCGAUGGAGAAUUGGAGAUUUUCCUGAGGGUUCUGGACUAGCUAGUCUCCGUAGGAGUACUUGUAGUGUAAAGAUGCGGUUCCAUUUCAUAGAAGAUGAGAGCUAAUAUAGGAUUGUAUAGGUACUCUGCUUGAACGACCCUUCGUUGACAUUUUUUACCAUCGUUCUACUGUUACCAGAAGGGAAAUUUUUCGACUGGCAUCCAUGGGAGUUGAAAUAUUUUCCAGUUGCUAUUACGACAAUGUUAAAUGCUGUCAUAAAUAUUUUGGGUGGAGUGACAAGAAAGUGGGAUCAGCUGGACCAGUAUCUUACUCGGUUGCUAUUUGAAGAUUUCAUGAGGCCGAAGCAAUACUCUAAUUUGCUCUUUGACGAUGAAAAUUUCACCAGAUCGCAAAGAUAUUUCUGGGCGAUUGGUUGUCUCGAGGAGUUUAUCCUUAGCAUUGGUGACAAUAUCGACGAAUGUGCGAGGUUCUAUAACGGAAUGGUAAAGCCAGGAUUAGAUAAUGGAAGCGCGCUUGUUUUGGGAUCAAUUAUACAAAUCAACCCUAAUCUCUGUUCCAGGAGCGCCGGCUUCUUUUCAAGCAUCGAUGAAACAGAAGGAAUUUCAAAAGGAUGCAGAAAGAUUGUACCAUAUCCAAGAGAGAUUGUUGAGCCAGCAAAAUGUGUUCAAGAAUAA